AUGUUGACUGUGGCAUAUGGUGAAGCUACCUUGGACCGAAGCAACGUUUAUCGGUGGUACAAAAUGUUCUCAGAGGGCCGAGAAGAUGUGAACGACGAAGAGCGUGCCGGACGCCCGAGCAUGUCAACAACAGACGAAAACAUUGAUGAAGUGAAGAAAAUAGUAUUGGCCAAUCGUCGAAUCACCGUUAGAGAAGUUGCUGAGGACCUAAACAUAUCGAUUGGCUCGUGCCAUUCGAUUUUUACUAAUGAUUUGGGCAUGAGACGGGUCGCCGCGAAAUUCGUACCAAAAUUGCUCAAUUUCGACCAAAAACAGCAUCGCAUUAACAUUGCUAGGGAGCUGUUGGACUCUGUCCGCGACGACCCAAAUUUGCUCCAGAGGGUCAUAACUGGUGACGAAUCAUGGGUUUAUGGUUAUGACGUGGAAGAGGCACAUGAAAGGACGACGCUACGCUACGAUUGA
Odontomachus brunneus is the source of this 462-nucleotide messenger RNA. Its product is annotated as protein GVQW3-like. The coding region runs from base 1 to 462 and encodes 153 amino acids. NCBI's taxonomy places the organism in Eukaryota, Metazoa, Arthropoda, Insecta, Hymenoptera, Formicidae. The record is from RefSeq and is a predicted model, not a curated record. The transcript has a single exon. Gene Ontology annotation, molecular function: nucleic acid binding.